This is a messenger RNA of Cydia pomonella (codling moth), 2544 nucleotides long. Its product is annotated as odorant receptor 49b-like. The transcript has 9 exons. Gene Ontology annotation, cellular component: plasma membrane. The coding region runs from base 315 to 1595 and encodes 426 amino acids. Lineage: Eukaryota; Metazoa; Arthropoda; Insecta; Lepidoptera; Tortricidae. The record is from RefSeq and is a predicted model, not a curated record. Gene Ontology annotation, biological process: sensory perception of smell; detection of chemical stimulus involved in sensory perception of smell. Gene Ontology annotation, molecular function: odorant binding; olfactory receptor activity.
UUUUGCGUCGGAAAGUGCAAGUAUUGAGCCACGUUAAUACAACUAAAAAAAAAAACAACGGGUUGCACUCCGGGAGUGCCGGGAGAAGUGAAAACUUGAAUAUUAACGUUGUGCAUUUUUGAUAUUUUGGAAUGGUUAAGGAAUAAUUUUGCACGAAUUGCUUUAAUUAUCAGUAUAAAAAAACACGUGGUUAAAAUCACUCGGGUUCCUCCUGGGCGUCUUGUAUAUUUUGAUUUAAGUAUUUUAUUGAUACAUUUUUAUUUUAUAAAUUACCUAAUUCAAUUUGCCUGCAACGAAGUUGAAGACCGAUAGAAAUGGCUCCACCACGAGUGUUUCGUUCUUUGAAGAGAUGGUUUGACGACAGCGACGCAAAACACCCACUGGAGUUCAACUAUGUCCGACAUCUGAUCUUCUUGCUAAGCUUCAUAGGAUCUUGGCCUCACAAACAAUUCGGACGUGACCGAUUACACUUCGUUCUGUCCAUAUUCAACCUGUUCCUGAUCGUUGUGGGCAUAACCAUAUCCAUUGCGGCUGUGGGAUACAUAUGGAGUAAGAGGGAGACUAUAUCUUUCUAUGAUAUGGGACAUGUAAUUUUGUGUAUUUUGCUGGAGACUUUGUUUUUGCAAAGACUAAUGACGGGCCGAACGGAAAAGUAUGGUGAGAUUGUAAAGGAUCUCCUGCUCAAAUUUCAUCUCUUUUAUUUCCAGAGUCGAUCGCAAUACGCUUCUAAGGUGUACAAGCAGAUUCAGUUCGUCUCAAAGAUAUUCACUAUUUACGUCACCUGUCACCUUGUAACUGGAUUCACCCUGUUUUCUUUCAUGCCUUGGUACAAUAACUAUAAGAACGGAAUGUUCAGCCGUGACCGCCCACCGAAUAGGACUUUCGAACACUCCCUCUAUUUCUACUGUUUCACUGACGAAGUCUAUACAACCUUAAAGGGCUAUUGGAUUCUCUUCUCAUUCAACGUCCCCACGUCCAUCAAUACCAGCAGCGGUAUUCUCACCUUCGAUCUUCUGCUCAGCCUAAUUGUGUUCCAAAUUUUGGGACAUCUUAUGAUUAUGAAACACGAUUUGUUGAGCAUACCUCCGACUACCGAUAAAUACUCGCCAGAGGAGAAUAUGCGAGUCAAAGAGACUUUGAAAGGAAUCAUCGAUCACCACAACAUAAUUAUAAAUUUCGUCGACAAGUGCUCCGACGCGUUUAGUGAAUACCUCUUCAUGUUUUACUUGCUCAUGCAACUCCUUACCAUCGUGGUGACGGUGGAUUUGUCCACCUUCACUGCGGACGCGUUGGCCAAAUACGGACCUCUGACGAUCGCUAUAUAUCAACCGCUGAUCCAGAUAUCGAUUCUUUUCGAAAUGAUAAGCACACAAAGCGAGAAACUUGUUGAUGCCAUAUACGAGAUUCCGUGGGAGUGCAUGGAUACGAGUAACCGCAGGACGGUGAUGUUCUUUCUGCUUCGUGCGCAAACGCCGGUGACGCUGAAGGCCGCCAAGAUGGUGCCCGUUGGCGUAAUGACUAUGACCGCUGUACUGAAGACAACAUUCUCCUAUUACAUGUUAUUGAACGCCGUAGCUGAAUCUGCUGAGCAGUAGAUGGGUCUGCUUAUAAUCUACAGAUUACCAAGUAGUUUCGGUUUCGGCAGGUUUCUUCAAGUAUCGGCCGAAGGUUCGGUUUCGGCCAAAAACUGCCGAAACUUUCGGAAAAUUGUAUGUUUUCGCUUGGCCCAAACGGCCGGCGCGUCGCUGCACGCGAUCCAAACAAAUAAAUAUUAUAUUUCUUUACAUGUUUUACAAAAAGGCUUUUUCUGGCUUCUGCCAGACGUCAGAAAAUGUCUUCACCACACCAGCUGGUAAAGACUCUCGUGAUGAAAGUUGCAUUUUAUCCACAUGUGUGGCAAAGUAAUCUAAUGCAAAUUUUGGUUUGUUUCCUUAUGUUAGCUGGUAGAGUUGACUAUCAAAUGAUGAUUUUUUGCAUGUUAAACAUUUAAUAACGUUGGGUUUGUUUUUUUUUUUAUAUUUUACGAUUAGAAUUUUUCUCGCGUUGGUGUGGUGUUUUUUUUUUAGUUUCGCUGGGUGGCAAAUUUUGUUUAACCCACGUGCCUUGAUACUCUCGCAACGAUCGUGGCUCAGUAUUGGAAUCUUUCGCUUGCUCGGGUAUCAACGUUGACACGAGCAGUUAAACAACAACUUUGCCCCCUUUUAAAACAAAUAACUAUACUUUCGAUGCCUCGGCAACGAUAUAUGUACUCGUACUAUAACUGCACAAGUUCCAAACGCACUAACCAAUGUAACUGCAAUUCUCUAAUUUUCUUUAUAUAUAUUUCUGUGUAUUAAAUUUAUCUCCAAAUUAAUGUUAUCAUUAUUUACUACGCUGUACAUUCUCGGACUUUAAUCGUUGAGCCAAUUAGCGUUUUCUUUACAUUGGUCAUUUCAUACCGUUAGUAUUGAGAGCCAUACUGUUAGUAUUGAGAGUCAUACCGUUAGUAAAGACAGUCACACAGUUAGUAUCGAGAGUCAUACCGUUAGUAUUGACGGUCAUUCC